UUAUGGUUGAUUGAAGGCACAGAUUUGAUAAGGUCUUAGUGUGUUGCAGUGUGGGGGUGGUUGGAGGGUUGGGCUUGGGAGGGAGGGGGGGCGGCAGGGUUGGGUCGUGGUUACAAUGGGAAAAUUUGGAUCGAAAAGUGGGAUGGUAGGGGCGAUGAAGUUUGGCAAUGGGGAUAUAUACACUGGCAGUGUGAGGCUGGGGCUUCCGCAUGGUCGAGGAACGUACUUUUGGGUGGAUGGAAGCAAGUACGAGGGAGAGUGGGUGCGUGGGGAGAAGGAAGGAUGGGGGAUGUUCGUCUGGCCAUCGGGGGCUUUCUAUGAUGGAGAGUGGUUUCGUGGAUUCAUGCAUGGGACAGGGUUGUAUCGAGGGGCUGAUGAUAUGUGGUACAAGGGGUCAUGGAGCAUGGGGAAGAAGCAUGGCCUGGGAAAGAAGGUGUUCGCCAACAAGGAUGUGUACGAGGGGCUAUGGAGGCAGGGGGUAGCCGAGGGCCUGGGGCGAUACACCUGGGCUAAUGGGAGCGAGUACGUAGGGGAAUGGAAGGGGGGGACCAUGUCGGGACGAGGCAUCUUCAUGUGGGCCAAUAGGGAUAGAUAUGAUGGAGAAUGGGAGGGUGGGUGUGAGCACGGGAAGGGGGUUUUCACGUGGGCAGAUGGUGCGUGCUAUGAAGGUACGUGGUAUAGGGGCGUCAAGCACGGAAAGGGGUAUUUCUACCCCCCUGGAUGUCUGAAAGCCCUCCGGAGGGACCGGCAUGGCAACCUUGUGAAAGAGUUUGCAGACGCUUCUGCGAAGGAGGGAAGGGACGGAGGGGACCACAGAGAGGCAACGAAAGGGGACAAGAAGGGCGAAGGGGUUGCAGAGGGGAAGGAGGCCACAGGUGUGCCGCGAGGGAAGGGUGGUGGGUGCCCCCCCGUCACUCCUGCGAGAUGGCUCAGCAUGAGCGGCCCGUUGACAGAGAAGGAGAGGAUGCUCGUCCUGGCGUCAAUGCGAGGGUUAGGGGAGAGCGCGAAUGGCAUUCCCCAUGGGAAAAGGUUUGAGAGGAAACAUAUCCGUAUGAAACCUGGCAGACCAAAGAUGAAACCGAAGAUCCAACGGCAGUGGAGUGGCCCCCUAAAGUUCAGCGGUGAAGUCGGCAAGGAUCGCCAAGAUAUGACCUUUGGCAGGAAGGGGGAAGAUGAGGAGGGUCUGCAGAGAGAUGGAUGCGGCGACAGUAUUCCAUUGUUCAGAAAGGAUGGAGAUCUGGGAGACAUGCAGGAGGGCGAAGAGGCUGUGGAAUUGCCGUCACCAUUGGAGGGGCACGGCUCAAAUUUGGCAGAGGAGAAGGCUGGGGGAGCUGCCGUUGGUGAAAAUUUAGCAGAGAAGCAGGUUGACGGAGCUAGUGCUGGCGGUGGCGAGGACGAUGAAGAGGAUGAUGGAGGGCGGGCAGGGCUGCGGGUCGCAGUGGAGAGCGAAACAAGGAGGCUGGUGUAUGAUGCAGAUGCGGAAGGAGGCAAGGCAUCAAAAGGGGCCAAGAGAAGCCGCCAUGCGGCUGGUGAGUUGGCCCAAAUGAUGUAUGGCAGUGAGUCCGAGUCUGUACCGCUCAAAGGCAAUGACAAGGAGGGAGAGGAAUCCGGAUACGGCGGGGACGACUCUAGUGCCGUGGUCGUGUUCGAAGGCGAUGGACUGCAGAGCAAGCUGUCUGAGGCUGUCACCGGUGCACUUCAUGGUGCGGAAAGGGCCAUAACGGGGGCUAUCCACGGUGCAACUGCAGCGGUGUCUGGUGCUUUUCUUGGUGCAACGGUGGCGUGCUCGGGGGCUGGUUUUGCACAUGCGGGACAGCACUCCGUCGAACUGGACUUGACAAAUCUUGAGGCCUUUGAUAAUGAUCAGGAACCAGCCAGGGGAUGCCAGAGAAAUGAACAUGGGGCAGUGGACGCCUCCACACAGAAAACGAAAGUGACGAAGCCGAAUGUCUUUUGCAGGGAGUAUGCUCACGGCACCUUGGUAAGGGAGACAAUGGAGGAUGUGGUCCUGACAGGACAAAAGAGGAGGGGGAAGAAGAAGAAGAAGAAGUUACAGGAGAUUAAAAGGCCCGGGGAGUCCAUCUACAAAGGGCAUAGAAGUUAUGAUUUGAUGCUCAGCUUGCAAUUGGGAAUUCGAUACUCCGUUGGCAGAAUAAUGCAGGAGGUUCCCCGGAAGAUUAAUGAUGCGGAUUUCGGAUACCGAGUGAUGGUGUGCCAAUGGUUCCCGAAAGAGGGAACGCGGAACACACCGCGUCAUCAGUCUACCGACUUCAAGUGGAAGGAUUACUGCCCUAUGGUCUUUCGGCAGCUGCGGGAGGUGUUCGGGAUUGAUGCUGGGGAGUACAUGCUCUCGCUGUGCGGAAGUGAUGCUCUUCGAGAGCUUUCCUCCCCCGGAAAGAGUGGGAGUGUGUUUUAUUUAUCGAACGAUGACAAGUUCAUCAUCAAGACAAUGAAGAAGUCGGAGAUGGGUGUCCUCCUUGGAAUGCUUCCUCAUUACUUCAGACAUGUGAAAUCGUACGAUAAUACACUGCUUACAAAGUUCUUUGGGCUGCACCGUGUGAAACCGCAAGGUGGGCGCAAGGUCCGCUUUGUGGUCAUGGGCAACAUGUUUUCUGGCCUCCGUAUCCACCGCAGGUAUGACCUGAAGGGGUCCUCGCUUGGAAGGCAUACAGAGACGACCAUGAUCGAUGAGAACACGACGCUGAAGGAUCUGGAUUUGCAUACAGUUUUCCAGCUGGAGGAGGGAUGGAGAGAGCGCCUGCAGUUCCAGCUCGGAGUGGACUGCAAGUUUCUCGAGGAGCAGCGAAUCAUGGAUUACAGUUUGCUGCUUGGUGUUCACUUCCGCUCGCGGCGUAAUUUUGUGGACAACCCAACAAGUACAAAUGCCACGAGCAAUUGGGGCCCGGGAGAUUCUGCAACUGCUGCUCGUCUUCCCUCAAAGGCGCUAGAACCGGAAGGUUUUGCUGCUAGUGAGCGACAGUCUCAGCAGCAGGGCGUCGAUAGCCUGAGAGAAGAAGACGAUUUCAAAGCCGUAUCAGUAAAUGGCACAACAGGGGAAGGAGAUGGCGAUGAAAGUGCAAGUGCACUUGCACAAACUGCAGACGGUGAGGACGACGAGUCAACUAUAAAAUCCGACCCACUUUUCAUUUUGCAAUCUGCACUAGGAAGCAGGAAUCACAGGAGGCCCGGGGAGACGGAUAUGCUGGGCCGCCACUUCUACAGCGCUCCCCUGACUGUCAAUGGCCCUCUGAGAGCGGACACAAUAUGCCCAGUUGUGGCGCGAAAUGGAGGCCCUGGGACGGACGCACUGGCAUUCCAACUCGGGCGGAGACAGGUGCAGCUAGGAGUGAACAUGGCAGCUCGUGCAAUAGGGUUAACGCCUGACCGACAGAUGGACCCAAGGCGGAGAGCGGAUGUGGUGGUUUACUUCGGCAUUAUUGACAUUCUUCAAGAGUAUGACCUCCGCAAGUGGGUGGAGAAUGCGUACAAGUCCAUGAAGUUUGACAGCAGUGCAAUCUCUGCCGUCGACCCAUUGAUGUACUCGCACCGCUUUCAGGAGUUCAUGAAGAAUAUCUUUGUCUAAAAGGACUAGUGUUGGUUAGCUGCUUGGUACUCCGACGACUGUGAAAUUGCAUAUUCUUCAGAGGAGAGCCUGGGACCAAGGAUAAUCACGGUAAGGAGUUCCGUAGUUACUGUGUCCAUACCGUACAAGAUAAGGAGGAGAGGAAAAGGGCGGGGGAAGGGGAGCGAAGUUGUGUCUGGCUUCGUUAUCGCAAGGUGGAGUGGAUGUUCGAGGGUCGUUUAAGGAAUCGACCACGCGCACAUGUCUGCAAUGAAGACUAGGUACGGCUCUACCUUUCAAAGGUCUUCACUGGUCUGGGGCAGGGCUGCAGACCAUUGCCUAUGAGAUUGGAGUGAUGGUCCUGUGCGAAGAGCGACAGAAGGUACUCGUCAAGUUUGGCGCAUCCAGGGCCUGUUUCUAUGGCCUUCUGCCGGAAGGGGCCUGUGCGAAGAACGACCCCACUGCCCCCAGAGGCAACUUCCCAGGGUACCCAUGAACUUCAGCGCAUGCAGGACCUUAUUCGAUGCCGUUCCGCCAGAAGGGGACCAGGUCCUUUCUAUGCGGCGCUCCGGAAUGAAGAGGCCUGAAGACC
Chara braunii is the source of this 4154-nucleotide messenger RNA. The record is from the annotation of a GenBank genome assembly. NCBI's taxonomy places the organism in Eukaryota, Viridiplantae, Streptophyta, Charophyceae, Charales, Characeae.